GUUAACUGUAUGUCUCUUUCAGCUGGGUUGACUGCUGCUCUCUCUCUCUCUCUUGCUCCAGUAACUGGAGGCACAAGUUCCUUCUUCCGAGCCUCAACUUCAUUUUGCAGAAGCUCUGGGCUGUAUUCCACUGCUGCCAUGGCACCCAAAAAGAACAAAGCGACCAAAAAGAAUAAAGGAGACAUUAAUGAGAUGACCAUAAUGGUCGAGGACAGCCCUGUCAACAAGAUCAAUGGGCUUAACACUCUGUUGGAAGGAGGAAAUGGCUUCAACUGCAUUUCAACCGAAGUUACUGAUUCUGUGUAUGCCCCAAACCUGCUGGAGGGUUUGAGCAGCAUGAGGCAGGACAGCUUCCUCUGCGAUCUAACGGUCUCCACCAAGUCAAAGUCAUUUGAUGUUCACAAGGUAGUCAUGGCGUCCUGCAGCGAGUACAUUCGAAACAUCUUGAAGAAGGACUCAACCCUCCAGACGAUCGACCUGAACGACCUCUCACCUGUCGGCCUGGCCACAGCUAUUACAUAUGCAUACUCUGGAAAGCUGACCCUGUCACUGUACAGCAUUGGCAGCACCAUCGCCGCCGCCAUGCUGCUGCAGAUUGGCACAUUAGUGAAAAUGUGCAGUGAUUUCCUCAUGCAGGAGCUCAGCGUGGAGAACUGCAUGUAUGUGGGCAACAUUGCUGAUGCCUACGACCUCAAAGAAACCAAGGAGGCAGCUCAGAAGUUCAUGCGGGAGAACUUCAUCGAGUUCUCUGAGAUGGAGCAGUUCCUGAAGCUCACCUACGAGCAAAUCAGUGAUUUCCUCUCCGAUGAUUCCCUGCAGCUUCCCUCUGAGAUCACUGCCUUCCAGAUUGCUAUGAAGUGGUUAGACUUUGACGAGAAAAGGUUGAAGUAUGCUGCGGAUCUCCUUAUUCUCAUCCGCUUUGGCACUAUCUCUGCCCAAGACCUGGUGAAUCACGUCCAGAGUGCACCCAGAAUGAUGCAAGACCCCGAAUGCCACCGUCUCCUUGUUGAUGCCAUGAAUUACCAUCUGCUGCCAUACCAACAAAACAUCCUCCAGUCACGCAGAACAAAGGUGCGCGGUGGCCUCAAGGUGAUGUUCACAGUUGGUGGACGCCCUGCCUUGACAGAGAAAUCUCUCAGCAAAGAGGUUCUCUACAGAGAUGAAGAUAACGUGUGGAAUAAGUUGACAGAAAUGCCAGCGAAGAGCUUCAAUCAAUGCGUGGCAGUCUUGGAUGGCUUCCUGUAUGUGGCAGGUGGCGAGGACCAGAAUGAUGCAAGGAACCAAGCUAAACAUGCUGUUAGCAACUUCUGCAGAUAUGACCCCCGCUUCAACACUUGGAUUCACUUGAGCAACAUGAUCCAGAAGCGCACACAUUUCAGCCUCAACAUCUUCAACGGCCUUCUGUUUGCCAUUGGAGGGCGAAACGGUGAUGGCGUUCAGGCCUCGGUGGAGUGCUACGUGCCCUCCUCCAACCAGUGGCAGAUGAAAGCUCCAAUGGAGGUUCCCCGCUGCUGUCACGGCAGCUCCCUCAUUGAGGGCAAGAUCCUUGUUUCCGGUGGUUACAUCAACAACGCUUACUCCAGGGUUGUGUGCUCAUAUGACCCCUCCACCGACAGCUGGCAGGAUAAGAGCAGUCUGAGCACGCCUAGAGGCUGGCACUGCGCUGCCACCGUGGGAGACCGGGCCUACGUCAUUGGCGGUAGUCAGUUGGGAGGUCGUGGGGAGAGGGUGGAUGUCCUCGCCGUCGAGUCUUACAACCCUCACAGCGGGCAGUGGAGCUACUGCGCACCUCUCCACACAGGAGUGAGCACGGCUGGUAUUUGUAUUUUGAACAGCAAGGUGUAUAUCCUUGGAGGCUGGAACGAAGGCGAGAAGAAGUACAAGAAAUGCAUUCAGGUGUACAACCCUGACCUCAAUGAUUGGACUGAGGACGAUGAAUUGCCGGAAGCUACAGUCGGCAUUUCAUGCUGUGUCGUCACCAUACCCACAAGGAAAACACGAGAGUCCAGAGCCAGUUCAGUGUCUUCUGCACCAGUCAGUAUAUAAAAGUUUAGAUGAUAAAAAUCUAGUUCACAUGUUAUGUCUAAAGUUCUCCAUCUUUUCUGUUGCAUAUAUUUUGGUUUUAACUCUACCAAUAGUCCCUUUUCCGGUAGCUGAGAUGAUGUCUAAAUUGUCAUCACCUUUUUUUCUGAUGAGCAAAAAUGUAUUAAAAGGAAAAACUACACAUUUAUAAUUAAGGUCAAAUUCUGUUCACAAUAGAGACCUAACUAAUUUUGUCAUUUUAAAACGGAAAUGUACCUUUGGGGCCAAUUCAGUUGGGAUAAGUGUAUUAGCCCUUUUCUCUAUAGCAAAUAUAAUGUAAUUUAAGACUCAAAUGAAAGGUGUAAAAAUGCAAAAUCACUGCUGUUUUUGAGAUUAAUCAACAACAUGUUUGUCUUUUUCCACUAAGUGUCAUACAGUUAUAAUAGUGUGUUGUUUGUUUGCAACACUGUCAUUAACACUGAAGGAUGUUGUGACUGUCCUGUUAAUGACAACUCUAAUAGCUACUGUGAUUCUUAAAUACUUGAACAGAAUAUUGGUCUUGAGCUGGAAUAAGUGUUGGCAUCACCUACCAGGAGUAGGUGCUUGUGAUUAAUUUGUUCAACAUACUGCACAGUAAAGCUGCAGUGCUCUACAUGCGUCUCAUGAUCAGCACUAAGACGUGUUGUGAUGUGUGUUGUUGGUUUUUCAUAAACACUAUUAGAGCAAAGAAGUGGAUUUUGAUGGGACAAUGUUGGAGUAUAAAGGGCAAAUGGGUUGCAAUGUGACAGCAAUAAACUAUUUUGUAAAAAAGAAAAAUAGAAGUUAGGAACAACGUUGUCAGCCUGAGCUUUCUUGGAAGUCGUGUAUUCAUUGAAUGCUCAUGUAUUUUCAUUUUUUUGUUUGUUUUUAAAUUAAAAAGAUGAAGUGUAAGCUA
Molecule: messenger RNA, 2956 nt
Organism: Eleginops maclovinus (Patagonian blennie)
Lineage: Eukaryota; Metazoa; Chordata; Actinopteri; Perciformes; Eleginopidae
Gene: klhl31
Product: kelch-like family member 31
Exons: 3
Coding region: 10-2046 (678 amino acids)
Biological process (GO): negative regulation of protein phosphorylation
Cellular component (GO): cytoplasm; nucleus
Molecular function (GO): protein binding
Source: RefSeq, a predicted model, not a curated record